This is a messenger RNA of Caenorhabditis angaria, 818 nucleotides long. NCBI's taxonomy places the organism in Eukaryota, Metazoa, Nematoda, Chromadorea, Rhabditida, Rhabditidae. The record is from the annotation of a GenBank genome assembly.
AUGCAAACAACGUCGCAAAGUGUUGGAAUGGAGACGGUGCACAUCGCCAGGCACCUUCGUGACAUGAAAAUGUGUUUUUGGUGAGUGCAGAUGAUUUUUAAUUCAGUAAAUUAGUGUAAACCUAUUUUACAGGGCUCUCGAUGUUUGAAGCGAUGUUUUCGACUGAAAUGGCGGGAUGGACGAGCAGCACAACAAUAUUUUUGAUAAAAUUUGUAAGGUAAGGUGGUUUGAAUGAAAGCUUUGGUUCCUAAGUCCCAGUAGUUUUAAAAUCAUGCUCUAGUGUAGGAACAAAUCGAUUUCAUGAGAAAAGAACUCAUUCUAUAUGAACUUCGAAUGGAAAAUUCUAUAUUCAUGUUUGUUACUCAUAUUCAUCUAGAAAUGUAUUUGAUUGUAUUUUUCCAUCAGUGCUUGAUAAAUUAGAACAUCAUUACUUUUAGAAAAUUGAUAGUGAUAGGAAUAAGUAGUUGCCAAGUAAUUGCCAUGUCAUUGUCAAGUCAAGCUCCUAAAUCGCUUGUCAGCACUGACUCACUUUCUACGAAAACCUUGUAAUUUUGGCUCGUUGUGUUUUCUAAACAAUGAACGCUCCCUCUGCAGUGUUUUUUCAUUUUGCAGAUAAUGGGAUAUACCUGAAUAUGAAACUUGAAAAACUUCAAAAAUGACUACAUUAUUUCUCAUUUCCCAAUACCCUAUAUUUUUCAAACGAAGUUUUAAACAUGAUUGAACAUUUCAGAUUCUACAAUCAUCAACCAACUCUUCGCAGCCUGGAAAACAAUACAUCACCCUCCACACUUCGACAUCCACAGGAUUCCGAUAAAUAG